Molecule: messenger RNA, 1912 nt
Organism: Gorilla gorilla gorilla (western lowland gorilla)
Lineage: Eukaryota; Metazoa; Chordata; Mammalia; Primates; Hominidae
Product: actin-binding protein WASF2-like
Exons: 2
Biological process (GO): actin cytoskeleton organization; positive regulation of Arp2/3 complex-mediated actin nucleation
Cellular component (GO): SCAR complex; cytoskeleton
Molecular function (GO): protein kinase A regulatory subunit binding; actin binding; Arp2/3 complex binding
Source: RefSeq, a predicted model, not a curated record
AGCAGGUCCACCGUGGCGUUAGUAACGAGGAACAUCGAGCCAAGGCACCUGUGCCGUCAGACGUUGCCUAGCGUUAGAAGCGAGCUGGAAUGCGUGACCAACAUCACCCUGGCAAAUGUCAUCCGACAGCUGGGCAGCCUGAGUAAAUAUGCAGAGGACAUUUUUGGAGAGCUCUUUACUGAGGCAAAUACCUUUGCCUCUCGGGUAAGCUCCCUUGCUGAGAGGGUCGACGGACUACAAGUUAAAGUCACUCAGCUGGAUCCCAAGGAAGAAGAAGUGUCACUGCAAGGAAUCAACACCUGAAAAGCCUUCAGAAGCUCCACCAUUCAAGACCAGAAGCUUUUUGACAGAAACUCUCUCCCAGUGCCUGUCUUAGAAACAUACAAUACCUGUGAUACUCCUCCCCCUCUCAACAAUCUUACCCCUUACAGGGACGAUGGAACAGAGGCACUCAAAUUCUACACAGACCCUUCAUACUUCUUUGAUCUUUGGAAGAAGAUGCUGCAGGACACCAAGGAUAUCAUGAAAGAGAAGAGAAAGCACAGGAAAGAAAAGAAAGAUAAUCCAAAUCGAGGGAAUGUAAACCCACGUAAAAUCAAGACACAUAAGGAAGAGUGGGAGAAAAUUAAGAUGGGGCAAGAAUUUGUGGAGUCCAAAGAAAAGCUGGGGCCUUCUGGGUAUCCACCCACCUUGGUGUACCAGAAUGGCAGCAUUGGCUGUGUUGAAAACGUGGAUGCAAGUAGCUAUCCACCACCAUCACAGUCAGACUCUGCUUCUUCACCUUCUCCUCCCUUCUCCGAGGACAACUUGCCUCCUCCACCAGCAGAAUUCAGUUACCCCGUGGACAACCAAAGAGGAUCCGGUUUGGCUGGACCCAAAAGAUCCAGUGUGGUCAGCCCAAGCCAUCCACCACCAGCUCCUCCUCUAGGCUCUCCACCAGGCUCUAAACCCGGGUUUGCUCCACCACCUUCCCCUCCACCACCCCCGCCUCCAAUGAUAGGCAUCCCACCUCCACCACCGCCUGUAGGAUUUGGGUCUCCAGGGAUGCCUCCACCACUCUCACGCCCAUCUUUCCCACCUCACCCUGAUUUUGCUGCCCCUCCACCUCUUCCUCCACCACCGGCAGCUGACAACCCAACUCUCCCACCACCUCCCUUGUCCCAGCCAACAAGAGGAGCACCUCCUCCUCCCCCUCCUCCUCCUCCUCCGGGGCCCCCUCCUCCCCCUUUCACUGGUGCAGAUGGCCAGCCUGCUGUACCACCACCGCUUUCUGACACCACCAAGCCCAAGUCCUCCUUGCCUGCCAUAAGCGAUGCCCAUAGCGACCUGCUUUCAGCCAUCUAUCAAGGUUUUCAGCUGCGCAGGGUUGAGGAGCAGCAGGAACAAGAGAAGUGGGAUGUUGUGGGCAAUGACGUGGCCACCAUCUUGUCUCGUUGCAUUGCUGUUGAGUACAGUGACUCAGAAGAUGACUCCUCUGAAUUUGAUGAGGACGACUGGUCUGAUUAACUCUUUCUGCCUGCUGCCUACCUUCUUUUUCUUUCCUUCCUACCUGCCUUCUUUGAUGCCAACCCCAACAGACCCAUAGGGGAGAAAAGGGAGGAAAAACGUAAUUUUAAGGGGCCAAAGCUUUCCUUGAAGCAACCAAAGAUAUAUCCAAGUGCUUCCUCCAAGUCACAUGUAUUUCCUCUUCCCAUUGUCAGGCCCUGUGGGGCUCCUGAGAUUCAGUAGCUGGGAUGUUCCCUCUUUCCUUCAAGUGCCUGUUGCAUAUUUAAAGGAAGGAGAAAUCCCAAAGCAGAUUCCUUUGAUUGGGUUUCCGUUGGAGAUGGGGCCUUCCCUUAGGAGCCAUAUUCAACUACAGUCUUCUAAAACCUGUGCCCUCAGCCACUUCGAAUAAUGCCAGCCACCUUCUGGU